Molecule: messenger RNA, 2019 nt
Organism: Pestalotiopsis fici W106-1
Lineage: Eukaryota; Fungi; Ascomycota; Sordariomycetes; Amphisphaeriales; Sporocadaceae
Exons: 4
Coding region: 1-2019 (672 amino acids)
Biological process (GO): cell division
Cellular component (GO): anaphase-promoting complex
Molecular function (GO): protein binding
Source: RefSeq, a predicted model, not a curated record
AUGGCACUGAACAAUAGAGAGACAUCACAGCUUCGGGGCGCGCUCCAAGAGGCCGUCAUCAAGUGCUCCGAAAGAUGUCUUUACCAAUCAGCCAAGUGGGCUGCCGAGCUCCUCAAUGCGAUUCCAGAGCCCGAAACAGACCCGGACAGCUCACUGCUGUCAGAUUCUAGCAUCUUUCCUCCAACCAUCAUUGCUCAAAAUUCCGAGCCUCAGGAGGCGCUCCUCGAGGCCAAAGAGUUUAACAAAUACCUCAUGGCCAAAUCGUUCUUCGAAUGUCGCGAAUUCGACCGAUGUGCUGCCGUUUUCCUUCCCGAAACUUUGCUGUCAGGCAUUGUUAAUGCAACAGAGCCAAGCCAGAAUCCCAAGGGCAAAGGCAAAGCCAAAGCAACAGCCGCCAGCUUUAGUGCCUCCAGUGCGCCCAAACUACCAGAUAUCAGCCAAAGAAGCUUGUUCCUGGCCCUGUAUGCCAAGUACCUGUCUGGCGAGAAGCACAAGGAUGAAGAGUCGGAAAUGGUCAUGGGCCCACAAGACCUCGGGUUGUGCGUGAACAAACAACUGCUCACCAUUAGCCGUUACCUCGAAGCCUGGUUUGAGCAAAGAAGAGAUGAGCACGGCGAGGACGUAGACGGCCAAGGAUGGCUGGAAUAUCUGUACGGAAUCGUGCUCGCAAAGCAAAAGAACGAAGACUUGGCCAUUUAUUGGUUAGUCCGGAGUGUUCACCUAUUUCCAAUGAACUGGGGAUGUUGGCUGGAGAUCACCUCCUUGAUCUCGCGUGUUGAGGAUCUGAACCGUUUGAUGCAACGGCUGCCACAGAAUAUCGUUUCCUUCAUGUUCCACAUACAUGCAAGUCUAGAGCUGUAUCAGCAUGAUGGCAACCUUGCGAGCUCGCUGAACCAGUUGUUGACAAUAUUCCCGGGUUCUUCGUUCUUGAUGACAUGCGAUGCACUUCUCUCAUACCAUGCCAAAGACUUUGUGGCGGCAGAGCAAGCUUUCAGCCAGUUAUUGUCUCUGCACCCUCAUCGUCUAGAUUCCUUGGACCAUUACUCCAACAUCUUAUACGUGAUCAAUUCACGACCAAAGCUCGCAUUUCUCGCGCAUGUCUGCUCGAGCAUUGACAAAUUCCGACCAGAAUCAUGCGUGGUGAUAGGAAAUUACUACUCCCUAAUCUCACUGCACGAAAAGGCAGUGCAAUAUUUCCGACGUGCCUUGACGCUCGAUCGAUCCUGUCUCUCUGCCUGGACUCUGAUGGGUCACGAGUAUGUCGAGCUCAAGAAUACACACGCGGCUAUCGAAUCCUACCGCCGUGCCGUCGACGUUAACCGUCGCGAUUACAGAGCAUGGUAUGGUCUUGGACAAACAUAUGAAGUGCUGGAAAUGCACGCUUAUGCUCUGUGGUACUACAAGAAGGCGGCAGGUCUAAGACCAUGGGACGGCAAGAUGUGGAUGGCUGUGGGCUCGUGCUUGCAAAAAAUGAACCGGAACCUGGACGGCAUUAAAGCAUUGAAACGCGCUAUUCUAGCCGAGAGUUAUUAUGACACUGGAAGCAGUUUUGGAAGCGCAGGCAGCAUGGCGGGCGGGCUGCGUGGUGCACAUAUGGACCCAGAUAUACUUUUACAAAUUGCGCAAAUGUACCAAGAUCUGGAGGAGGAGGAGGAGGCAAAGGCAUACAUGGAACUAUGUGUGGCACAAGAGGAGGGGACUGCUAGCAGCAAUGUUGGUGAGAGUAUUGCGAUACAUAAUGACGACGGCUCCGACGAUGGUGGAGAUCAUGCAGGACCAUCAGCGAAUGGAGGCAGCAGAGAAGGAACAGGCGUCACUCAAGCCACCAGCAAGGCGCGCAUGUGGCUUGCGAAAUUUGCGAUGCGCAACGAGGAUUACGAUACCGCCAACAGGUUGCUCAACGAACUUUGUCAAGACGGCGUCGAAGUGGAAGAGGCCAAGGCACUGAUAAGAGAUGUGCGGUCGACACUGGAGGCUGGCAGGACUACGCGAGGAUUGCUGCUCGAUCCGAAUGAAUAA